Messenger RNA from Manihot esculenta (cassava), 2033 nucleotides. RefSeq lists its product as uncharacterized. The transcript has 8 exons. Gene Ontology annotation, biological process: lipid metabolic process. The record is from RefSeq and is a predicted model, not a curated record. Lineage: Eukaryota; Viridiplantae; Streptophyta; Magnoliopsida; Malpighiales; Euphorbiaceae. Bases 220 to 1827 code for a protein of 535 amino acids.
UUCUGUCCCUUGCCUCUUCUUCCUCCACUUCCUCUUCUCCGCACCUGCUAAUUCACCGCCACGGCGGCCGCUAACCAGUCUAUAAGCUAAGUCAAAUAACCGCCCUUAUCUUGUCAUUAUUCAGCCUGUGUCGCGCUCUGACAAUAGCCACGUAACUCCAUCCUUGUCGUCAUCUAAUAAUAUACAUAGUCAUUCGUGUCUGCGAUUCUGUAUCUCGAAAUGGCAAAUAGAUUUAUGAAGCGCUUCUUCCAAGAAUUGUAUUACACAAAUUUGAUCAAGAGACAAAAAACAUACCAAAGGUUUGUCUAUGGAGUUUUGAGUCGAUGUCAAUCACAAAUGUCAAAACCUGAUAAGGGAGAAGCAGAUGUAGUGAAAGAAGCAAAAAAUGCAGCGCAAGUUUCUUCAAGGCCUAAACUUGAUAAAAUGACAGACUAUAAAACUGGACUUGGAUAUAAUUCUGGUAAAGAUCUGAGUGAUAAUAAGUGGAGGUUAGAGCUUGCUUGGCUUACAAAGGCUCUUGAACCAGCUUUGCAACUGUGGAAUGGACUUGGAAACAAAACCCCUCCUAGUGGUCGAUCUCUUAUGGAGAUCGUUGCAAGCAUUCAGCGGAGCAAGAUUGCGAUUGAGGGUUGGAGCUUGAGUGAUCUUACAAUUGGUCUAUAUCUUAUUUAUCUUCGACAAUCAUCCUUAAAUCCAGUUGAGGAUUUUAAGGGUGUUCAUGUCUCUUCAGAGUUAAUAGUCCAAGAUCUCAUUUAUCACAUUGAGUUAGCAAAAGGUUGUUAUAAGGACGAUGCUUUUUGGCUCGCAAGGAACAGCAUGCUUCUUGAAAGCAAUAUUCUUAAAUUUGUAAAAGAUUCCAGUGUGAUGAGGCCUGGUUAUUACAUAGGGAUUGAUCCUCGCAAGAAACUCAUAAUUUUUGGAAUUCGUGGAACUCACACAGUCUAUGACAUUAUAACUGACAUUGUUUCUUCAAGUGAUGGAGAAGUCACAUUUGAAGGAUAUUCAACCCACUUUGGCACAGCUGAAGCUGCUCGUUGGUUUCUUACUCAUGAGAUGGGAACCAUAAGGGAGUGCUUGAAGAAAUAUGAGGGAUUUAGAUUAAGGUUAGUGGGUCACUCUCUUGGAGCUGCUAUAGCUUCUUUGCUAGCAAUCAUGCUCCGAAAAAGGUCACAUGAGGAACUUGGUUUUAGCCCUGAUAUUGUUUCUGCUGUUGGAUUUGCAACUCCACCAUGUGUCUCCAGAGAACUUGCUGAAAGCUGUGCUGAUUUUGUUACAACUGUCGUAAUGCAGGAUGACAUUGUACCCAGGUUAAGUGCAGCUUCUCUAGCAAGGUUAAGGAAUGAAAUUCUGCAAACUGAUUGGAUGAGUGUCAUUGAAAAGGAAGACUGGAAAAGUGUCAUAGGAUUGGUCACAAAUGCGAAGCAUGUUGUAUCUUCUGUCCAAGAUGUAGCUUGGAAACUCGCUGAUUAUGCAAAGCUCAGGAGCAGCAAGAAUUCUCCUGACAGUCCCAACCAUAAGCAAUUGCAAAAUCCAACUUCUAAAACUACAAUAGACGAUGAUUCUGUCUUGAAAAAGGAAGGAGCUGGUUGUACAGUGCCAGAGGAGUUAUUAGUUCCAGGUACCAUUUACCAUCUAAAGAGAAACAUAGACACUAAUGCUUACAGCAGAAGUGGCAGAGAGGUGGAAGUUUUCACAAUGUGGAAGAGGCAUCCAGGUGAACAUUUCCAGAGGAUAGUGCUCUCUAGCAACAUAAUCUCAGACCACAAGUGUGAUAGCCAUUACUACGCUCUACGGGAUGUACUCAAAGGUUUGCCAGUUACCAACUGAUGAGACACUUAAAUGAUUAAAAACCAAUGAUCACAACAAUUUUCUCCAUAAGAUGUGAAAAUUUCUUGCAGAAAUUUGUGCAGUAGUUUGCCAUUCGUAAUUUUAUAUGAAGUUCUUUGUUGUUGUUGUAUAAGUACAUGUAAUUCCAAACUGAUUUUGAUCUGAUUUUAAUUUAAAAUUAAGGAAAAUUUAUUAUUUAGUCCUUA